Salvia hispanica is the source of this 1326-nucleotide messenger RNA. RefSeq lists its product as uncharacterized. Gene Ontology annotation, molecular function: DNA-binding transcription factor activity; DNA binding. The record is from RefSeq and is a predicted model, not a curated record. Gene Ontology annotation, biological process: regulation of DNA-templated transcription. NCBI's taxonomy places the organism in Eukaryota, Viridiplantae, Streptophyta, Magnoliopsida, Lamiales, Lamiaceae.
UUCUGUUGCUCCACCCCCAUAAAAUUUGGCUCACCAAAUCCAAAACCUUAUUCAACUCAUCCCACCACCACUUCCCCCCUUUCUCUCUCUACUUUCUCUCUCCCACAUCUAAACAAAAGGCUAAUCCAUCCAUCCUUCCUUUUCCCUUGUUUUCCAAUUCCCACAGAUCUACAAAGAAGCCAAAAAAGAUGAUCCAAGAGCUCUUAGGUGGAACUAGUGUGGGCUUAAUUGGAGAGAGAUCCAAACUCUCCACCACACCCUCCCAAUCGCCCUCUCCAUCUCCAUCUCCUUCCCCAUCCUCCUCCGCCGCCAACGCCGCCGCACCGCCGGAGAACCUUCGGUGCCCCCGCUGCGACUCCGCCAACACCAAAUUCUGCUACUACAACAACUACAACCUCACCCAGCCCCGCCACUUCUGCAAGACCUGCCGCCGCUACUGGACCAAAGGCGGCGCCCUCCGCAACGUCCCCAUCGGCGGCGGUUGCCGCAAGAACAAGAACACCACCAUCACCACCCCCGCCGCCGCCAAAUCCGCCGCCGCCAAGUUCAAAACAACACCGCCGUCGGAGCUCUCCAAAAACCACCUCUUCGGCGCCGCCUUCGACCACGGCGAAGCCCUCUCCUCAAACCCCAUCAUAUGGCCAUCUUCCCAAAACUCCCAUUUCCUUUCCCUGAUCCGAGCCAACCAACAAACCCUAAACCUAAGCCACCUCGCAAUCAAAGACGAAACCCCCCUCUUCGGCUCCUCCCACUUGACCUCAGGGCCCGACCACCUCGGCCCGGCCCAUUUCCCCUCCACCGGGAUGCCGAAUUCCUUGUACAGAAACCAAACCCUAGCCAACCCCGGAGGAAUCCUCCACGGUGAAGCACACAAUACCGGGCUUCAAGAGCUCUACCACCGCCUCCGACUAUCGUCUAAUUGCUACCCGGAGCAUGCACCCGUGAUCAAUGGAAACAUGUCAUCGGCCAAUUCCUCGGCCAUUCUCGAAUCGGCUCCGGUUGCGGAGAUGGGGUUUUGGAGCUCGUGGCCGGCUGAUUUACAGACCACUAACGGUGCAUAUCCGUAGAGAUUAAUGAAUUAAUCCUAGUUAUGUAAUAAAUAAGUAACAUUUUCAAUUUUACUUUGAUAAUUUUCAGGGUUAGAGAAGCUAGGGUUUGGUUCUUUCUAUUUGGGGUGUGGUAUAUCUAGCAUUUCCAUGUUUUUUACUACUUUAAUUUCAUGGUUAUUUCAUGUGGUGUGUAAGACUAGUUUAAGUGGUGUGUUUGGUAAACUGAGAUCGUGUGUAACGAAAUUAGGUUUUGAAAUGGAAUUUUUCUGUUAAAUCA